ACCCUCCUUGUGAUACUUUUCUCCACCGUUUCAUCAUUCCACACGGUCGGGUGAAGUUUUGUGCGCGUGUAUUGGUGUGGUACCCAGUGCCGAAGCAUCGUCGUCGCGUUUGUGAAAAUCUGAAAAUCGACCGAGCAGACGAAUUUCUGGGCUGGAUUUUUCUCCCUGCCCUGCGCCACUGGUUGUGUGGUGCCGUAUUCGAAUCGAAAGUGCAUCGUUUUGUAUUAUAAUCCAAGGUUUCGUGAUUGUGCCAAAUCCGGUCCAUGAUUUGUGUUGUAAUUUUGUGUAGUGUCCCAAAGAUGAUUUCAAUAUGCUUCGGUAGGUUCCGUCUGCGCCAAAGUGAGAUUUGGAAAAGAAUGUCAAAAUUUUGAUUGUGGGAUUGGUUUCUUCGUGCGGUAGUGUGUGUAUGUUAACGAGUCAUGCCUGCAGCAGUAGUAAACAUGGAUGAAUGGCCGAUUUGCAAUGAAAACAGCAAACCUGAGCUGCAGUGAAAUUUACAAGCACCGAAUUGCACGAAUGUGAUUUUAAAUAUUUUUUAAUGAAACUUAAAGGAUGAUUGGGGAAAAGAAAAUUUGUGAUCUGCGAACAACAUUGAUUGUACAGAAAGGGAACGUCUAGAUUAGAAAAGUAACAUAGUGUACAACGCUUUUCGCAGUGGUGUUGGUGACUCAGUAGACGGAACGGAAAGCAACAAUAGCUUAGCUGCAUGCGUGUAUGUUGCUGCACUAAUGAAAGGUGUGGAAUAUUAUUAUAAAAUGAAUGGAAUUAAAAUGGUACAAAAUUGAAAGAGUCGAUGCAAGAGUAUCUCGUUUGGCGAUUCAAAGUGAAAUAAUUCGAAAUGCAUUUUUUCGCGAGGUGAAAGUAAAACAAACAUCGUUUUAUUUGGUGUGUCGACUUGGAUUACUUCGCGUUCGGUUACUCGGUGCGUUCCGGUUACAGUGUCGAGGAAGAUUAUUCUGACCUUUCCAAGGUACAUUCCUUGUCUUUGUGGGCGGAAUGCGGAACCAAAUUUGCUAAUUUAUGAAGGUGGUGAUUGUCGAAGUUCUUAUUGGGCCACAUUAGACAGAUAGUACCCUGGCACCGCGGUGGUAGCGAGCAGCUGGAUUGUGCGAAUCGCAAAACUCAACAUGCCCGGUGUUUCUGGCGAACUGGAGUAAGAGGAAGAAAAAAGUGAAGAAAAACUUCGCCUGAUCACAGCCAGAGUGGCCGGCCAGCCGCCCCGAUAAGAUGGCCAAUUGCAUCGAAGCAAAAACAGGUUCUCCCGACGACAGGACAAUUACUCGACCGAGAAGGAUGUCGAAUCUCAAGCUGAGUCGUCGUAGUAAGCUUGAUUUGUGAGUGCAGCCAGCGAGGACAUCAAUCGACAGUAGUAUCUCCAACAGGGACAACGACGAUGAUGAGCGCAUUACCCGCUCGGUUAGAUUGAUGAUUACCAGCUCGUCGAUGGUAGUCGUCCCCCCUGUGGAGUGUAUCAAGUGCAUGUGAGUGUGUGGAGCAAUACGCCCUGUGAAGUGGAAGAUUAUUCUAGAAGCAAAAUAAAUAGCUCUUCGGUGUGAAAUACUGCCAGAUUUUUUGGCCAUCAGAGUAAAAUUCAUGUUUUUUGUGUUCCCCCGAGUGAAGAAACGGUGAGUGGAAAAUGAAUUCCGUAUUUUCUGCGUUCAAAUCUUCCGGCAAGCAUGACGGCAAGCAAAAGUCGUCGAGCAGCAAGAAGAUGGCCCAGGAUCAGCCCAACAGCUACGAGAAGUUGCGGCACAUCCGUGAGAUCAGCUGUAACAAGAUGAACACCCUGGUGGCGUUGGACCAGGUCGAAGUUAAUGGUAGUUUGUCCCCGUCCUGCGCCACCACACCGGUGCAGAGUCCCUCCAGUGAGAAGAGUUUGGACCUGGAAGAUCUGGGCAUAGACCAGGUGGACCGAGCUAUCCCGACCGUGGAAAUCGGUACAGACCAGCAUCAACUACCUUCUGUUGCUAGCACAGCAAUAACCGCAAAGGCUGACCCAACAAGUGAUAGUUUAGGUGAUAGUGUAGUAGUGAAUAAGCCUCCAUCGGGGGCAGCAGCUGUGGCAGCGGCCGCAUCCACAACAGCAACAACGACGACAACGAUCAACGGUGGCAGUGGUGGUGGAGGAGGUGCCGUUUUUGCCGUACCCGCCGCUCCAGCAGCAUCAACCAUUCCGACCAACAACGGUAGUAACAGCAACAACAAUAACAACAACAGCACCACCAACAGUAGUAGCAAUCAAUGGAACGUUGUCAGUUCCAGUAGUCGUUUCCACAAACCUAGGCUCAGCCUGAGUAACAGUUGCGGGCUGAGCGGUAGCAGCAGUAGCAACGCAAUGCCUUCGGUACACGGCCGAAUCGGUGGGAAUGGCGGAGCGGCGGGCGGUUCCACCAACGGACCCGGCGGUAUGCCACAGAAAACCAGACUGUCGACGCACCAAAGAAAUCACAGCUUAGACUUUAGAUCAAUGGGAAUCCUAUUACCUCCAGUAUCGCAGGUGACUAAUACUCGAAUCAACAUGACCCAGCACCACCGGAACCGAAGUUUGGACAGUGCUCUUCAGCGGAUACCCGAGGUUGAAGUAUCCUCACCGAGUGCCGAAUCGGAAAACACCCUGUGCACGAGCUCGAUACUCGGAGCCACCAUGUGCAGCAAGAUCAUUCAGUCCUCAUCGACGAACCCGAACAACACACCGGCUAUAACGCGGGGGAUCAGCUGUAGUGCCGGAGCUAGUGUCUCCUCCGAAAAUGGCAUUCGGAGCAGUAGCAGCAGCAGCAGUAGUGGAACAGUGCUUAACGGAAGCGAAGCUGGAUCUGCACUUGUUGCUGGAUUGCGAACGGGAAAGGUCGAAAACGAAACCCUUGGUGGGAAAGAAAGUGACAGCAAAAAGAGGGAAGACUUGACCAGCCUAGGGUCGGAUGAUUCCGGCAUCAUUUGCGGCUCGGAACCAGACCACACCUCACUGACACGGAUUCGCCGCUCACGGGAAAGCCUCGACUCGGGUGAAAUCGACCCCUCCGAAGAGGAGUGCAUCGAAAUCCUCGAGACAACCUCGAUGGACGAAGAGUACCGGAUGCUACAAGCCGAUCUGUGCUUCUAUCCGCUAACACUGUCCGGUUCGGCGGGUGCAAGCAAUAGCGGCAGUAUGAAGGAAAAGGACAACCGUAGCGCGAAAUCUGUCGAGGUUGGUAGCGGUAGUGGAUCGACAUCAUCCACCGAUGGCAUCGUUAGCGAUAAGAUUCGCUAUCGUGAGCAAAACAUGAACAAGGCCGCCAUCAUGAUGGAGAAGAUUUGCGUUCCUAUCGAGUACGAGGAUGAUCUGACGGACGGUGGCGAUGAGGCGACCGGUGAGGAUGAAAUUGACGCAAUUACACCCGUUGUGGGUGAAGACAAGACCAUCCUGGAUGAUGGUGAUUUGACAACGCCGUUGGCUGAGACGAAGGAUGUUUCAGCGACGACCAGUACGAAUUCUGUUGUGCCAAGUACCAGUAGCCAAAAAAGUGAUCAAAAGAACGAAAUCAUAUUUCGGAACUUUUUCGGCGCCACCAAAAAUGCCAUUUUUCGAACGGCGCAAAGCAUCAUCGAUAAUCACGAGAAGAAGAGUGCAAAAAAUAAGGAGAAGGAAGAGGAAAAGGUCAAAUCACCGACGGAAAUUUCCAAGAAGCGCGAAUUUAAUGUUUUACGAUCGCGAACGAAGACCAAGGAAACCAACAACGCCGGUUGCAGUUCAACUGGAUCAAACGCCAACAACAGUAGCAGUAGUAGCGGCGGUAGUAGUAACACAAACAAUCUGCUGUCCCCGGAUGUGCAACCGUCGCCAAAGAUCGGCUUCAAGAGUCUUUCGAAAUCGUCGUCCACCAGUUCACUAAAAGCACCAGGAAUAGCCGUAGCGACAUGCCCCAAUCCGAAGAAAAUCAUCGAACCUCACAUCACAGACGAACGGGGCCAAAGUGGUCUGCUGAGGUUUUUCGAAUCGCCGGUUUUCAACAUACACUUUGCCGUCCAUUACCUGUUUUACUCCACAGAACCAGGCGUCCUUAGUUUUAUUGGCAACAAAAUUUUCAGCUUCCCCGACGUCGAAGUCGACCUGUACAUCCCACAGCUGAUUAUUAUGUACAUGCAGAUCGAGGAACUGUCUGAAGUGCUGGAUCCUUAUCUUGUCUACCGAUGUCGACAGUCCGUAGAUUUUUCCCUGCGGUGUAUUUGGUUGCUAGAAGCCUACAACUUCAACAUGGGCAAGGGAAACAAUUCCACUCGGAAGCAUUUGACACUGCUAAGAGAAUUGUAUCCAAGGCGCGAACGAAAGCAAAACCUCAGGCCACCGAUGGAUUCUGUGAUGGAUGCGUCGAAAAAGACUCAUCAUCGAUCCCAAUCGGAUGCAACCGGUCUGAUGGGAUCACUAACGCUAAAUCCUAUCGUCUUUCCGGCCCCUUCCAGACCUCUUAGUCUCGGGGAUCUAAGCAGCGGACGCGCCUUCGACAAUGGUUGUUUAUGCUUCGAAUCCGUUCGUGGCGCGGUGAAUGAUCUGCUCGGACAACAGACCGUAUGCUAUUGUGGAGCCCCGAAGUUAGUCCCACAGAAGGAGUUUAUGAAAUCUCUAAUCGACAUCGGUCGAAUGUUGACCGUUCUGCAGACCAAAAUCGAGAAAACAGCCCGACUACGAAUACUCCUCAACUUGAUUAACAAGAAUCUUCCAGCGCGUGUUUGGCUUCCACUACAUUCCGAGACACCACAUCACGUGGUACGGAUAACUGAAGAGAAAACGGCUGUCCUUAAUUCUAAGGAUAAAACUCCCUACAUUAUCUACGUGGAGGUUGUCGAGGUGAACGACAUUUACACGUCCCCCGUCAUUCCGAAACUGAUGCCCACGCUGAGGCAUACCAAGAGUGAGGAACGUUUGGACAGCGGAAACAAACCGAACGGGACAGCGGAUCCUAACCAGCGAGAUUCGAAGAUAUCUGAUUGUUCGUCGGGAGAAUUGUCGACACCUAGUUUAACGUGGGGAAUGCUAGGAGGAAUGUGCGACUAUAGCUUGACGGAUGAUGACGUGUGGUCGGCGGAAGAUGACGAAAUAACGGCGCAAUACCUGAAUCUACACAAGACCCUGUCCGAGCGGGACGCUAUUUCACAGAUUUCGAUGGAUUCCUAUGAUUCGCGGGAUCAUGGAGCCCCAGUUCUCUUCAACGUAGACGAAGAGCGAAAUCGCCAAUGUGCCAACUUGAACUCUGAGAACACAAAACCAUUCAGCUUUGAUCCGGAUGAUCCUUCGGCUGCCAUUCUGAAGGAACCCUGGCACGAAAAGGAGAAACAGAUCCGUGAGAGCUCGCCCUACGGUCACUUGCCAAAUUGGCGGCUACUUUCGGCAAUCGUCAAGUGUGGCGACGAUUUGCGACAGGAGCUAAUGGCGACGCAAUUGUUGGAGAUGUUCAAGCUGAUCUGGGAGGAAGAAACCGUGGACCUGUGGGUACGGCCGUACAAGAUUGUCUGCCUGUCCAACGAUUCCGGUCUGAUCGAACCGAUUCUGAACACCGUUUCGCUACAUCAGAUCAAGAAGAACAGCAACAAAAGCCUGAGCGACUACUUCGUGGACGAGUAUGGCGAUAUGGAUUCGGUCCAGUUCCGGGCUGCCCAGCGGAACUUUAUGCAAUCGUGUGCGGCGUACUGCUUGAUUUCCUAUCUCCUGCAAGUUAAGGAUCGACACAAUGGAAACAUUUUGCUGCAUGCCGAUGGCCAUCUGAUACACAUCGAUUUCGGAUUCAUCUUGAGCAUAUCUCCCAAGAACUUAGGUUUUGAACAAUCACCCUUCAAACUGACACCCGAGUUCGUGGAUGUCAUGGGUGGACCCUCGUCGGAGCUGUGGUUUGAGUUCAAGCACCUGCUGCUCGAAGGUCUUAAAGCUGCCCGGAAGCACAUGGAUCGCAUCAUCAACAUCGUGGAGAUAAUGAGAAGUACAUCCCAACUACCAUGCUUCAAGAACGGUUGCUCGGGCACGGUAAAGAAUCUACGCCACCGGUUCCACAUGAACCUAACGGAGCAGGAGCUGGAACGGAAGGUCGAACAGCUGGUGCAGGAUUCGCUCAAUUCGUUCUCGACCAAACUGUACGACAGCUAUCAGUACUUCACCAAUGGCAUUUUGUGAGAGCGAUUCUUUAUGAAAAUUUAAGGCAGGCCGGCGUUUUCAAGCCACACGUCCGCCCGCCGUCUCCCGGAUGGCCAUAUGAAUACGGUGGAAGGCAAUUACAAUUAAAAAUGGAGAAAAGUACAAAAAAUGUUUCUAUUAGUGUUUUUUUCCUGUUUUGUCGCUUGUAAAAAUUAUACACACAGCAAUUUUUUUUUUGGUAAAUAUCAUAUUACUUCUAAUAUGGCUUCUCUCAAACCACAAUGAGGUGCAAAAAAAAUCACGCCUACAACGUGCUUUUUGUGUAAAUGUCAUGUAAAUACAGUCGGCUAACUGCAUCAAACAAUUGUAUAUACAACAUAAGCCGAGCGCGGAGGUUUUUCUGUGAAAAACCUUUUUUACCCCUCAGUAACAUUUUUAAUCGUAGGAUUUCCUUUGUAAAAAUAUUACAACUAACUCUAGUAGUGUAGCAGCGCGUUUAAGCAGAAACGGAAAAGAAUGAAAACAAUGCAAGCAAAUCAACAAUUCACAACUAUUUUUAAUCAAACUCUGCUAGAGGAAAUGAAAUCAAGAGUCAGAUAGUUACAUCGUGUGCAUAUAGUAUGUAGAAGGAUGGUGCAGAAGUAAUUCCAAUAAUCAAACGGUUAGGAUAGAGAACAGUCAUGUUUGUCCCAUAAUUCGUCUGAAAAAACCAAUGGCUUUGAUAUUUUCGAAUCGAGUCAGUAACAUUCGUACUGAAUUUGGACAGGCGGUCACAUAAUUUAUACUCAUUCUAUUUAGCUAAUCUGCGAUUAUUUCAAGUAAACAUUACCAGAUGAGUGUGCAGCAGAAAAGCAACAGGAAGGAAAAAAACUUUGCUGGCGAUCUAGAAACAUUCCUUUGCUAGACACAUCUUUUGCUGGAUGCCCCUCUGCGCAACGUCAUAGCAGCAUAUUACACUACUUGUCCAAGUUUAAACAAUGCAUAUAAACCUUCAUAGAGCAAAGAUAGUGCUUCUUUCAGUUUUUUGCUGAAUGUAGAGAGAUUUGAGAAGAAAGCUAGUUAAGUCAAUUGUUGCAAGCUGAUUGAUGGUGAUAAACUUGUUUGAAAAGCAAAGGGGAUGUGACGAUGACACGCUUGUCUCCCGUCUCCGGUAUAAUGUAGCCAAAACACUGAAGGAAUCUAAAUCGUUCUAUUUUAUUCGUCGCAAUUUAAUGUUCGCUUCGUUGUAAAUAUGUUAGCUCCAAGUCCGAAAGUUCACGUUUAACGGGGAUUCGUUAUCCUUUUUGCAUUCUUAAUCUUAUAUAGUUGAAAGACAUACUUCUACAAAAUAUACAAAUUACCUAAUCUAUCAGAAUAAUCUAAUUCUUGUCGAUUCCUGGAAUCUUUUAUUUUGAAGCUACCAAACUGAUAGUCGUAAGCAUAAAUAAAUCCUACAUAACAUACCUACCUACCUACCUACUACCUACCAGCUAGUAAAUACACAUUUUUAGAGUCACAGGCGAUAUACUCGAAACGUGGGGUAAGCGAAAAAAAAAACAAUGGCGAAGCAGCAAAUACUCGUGAAUGACGAACUACAAAAGAACUAACCUUCGGUACAGUUAGCGUGAAUGAGCCAAAACUUUCUACGGAGUUCGCAGUAAAACCAUUCGAUUCUCAUAAUUCAUGUAGAGUUGCAGUUAAAAUGCCGACGAAAGUCAUCUUUUGUUGGUCUAUUAUUUCUACAGGUAAACUUUUUAAAUCAAAAUUCGCUAGUUAUACAUAGUAAGGCAAAUGGUAGAAGAGCAAAUUUAUGAACAGCGAAUGGUGGUUGAAAUGGAUGGACGGAACAGUCAAAAAAACGUAGAUAGCUUUUUCAUAUAUUAUAUUCAAUUUAAAAGAGCAAAGCGAAGCAAAAUAUAAUCCAUAUUUGGGGAUACGAGGACGCGGACUGCGAAAAAAAUGGUACAGAAACAGAUCAAAUCAGAAAAAAAGUCCUAUAUUUAUUAAUUGUAACACAAAACCUGCAAGCAACUACAGAGUAAGAGAAACAACUGACGGGGAGAAGUGUUUUGCGCUAACCCUAAGAUUAUUAAGAUUAGUUCCAGUAAUUAAUAACGAUUAAUCUUACAUAAAAAUUAAGGUAAAUAAAUAAUAAUACGUA
Topomyia yanbarensis is the source of this 8240-nucleotide messenger RNA. RefSeq lists its product as uncharacterized. Gene Ontology annotation, molecular function: 1-phosphatidylinositol 4-kinase activity. The record is from RefSeq and is a predicted model, not a curated record. Bases 1637 to 6139 code for a protein of 1500 amino acids. Gene Ontology annotation, biological process: phosphatidylinositol-mediated signaling; phosphatidylinositol phosphate biosynthetic process. The transcript is spliced from 12 exons. NCBI's taxonomy places the organism in Eukaryota, Metazoa, Arthropoda, Insecta, Diptera, Culicidae. Gene Ontology annotation, cellular component: cytoplasm; membrane.